Messenger RNA from Sitodiplosis mosellana (orange wheat blossom midge), 2036 nucleotides. RefSeq names its product lanC-like protein 3 homolog. The record is from RefSeq and is a predicted model, not a curated record. Lineage: Eukaryota; Metazoa; Arthropoda; Insecta; Diptera; Cecidomyiidae. Gene Ontology annotation, biological process: carbohydrate metabolic process; peptide modification. The transcript has 3 exons. The coding region runs from base 100 to 1347 and encodes 415 amino acids. Gene Ontology annotation, cellular component: plasma membrane.
UCGUUGUCAUUUUGGAGCAAACUUUUUUUGUAUAUAUUUUGCCGAUUGUCAACAUAACAGAGGAUUUUAUUGCGUUUCUUUGGAUUUAAUGCCAUCACAAUGGAACAACGAUAUUUUAAUAAUCCUUAUGAAGACUACAAAGGACAGCAUGUUGAAGUGGAUGAGAAUUAUGUGCGUAAUUUGAUAAAAACGUACGUGCAACAAAUCGUGGAAAAUACUCAAAGCGGAGACUCACGCGGAGAUUUGUAUGUUGGCGAUGCAGGUAUUGCAUUCAUGUUCCUGCGUUUAUGCCAAACCAAUGAACUGGUUCAAGAAACAUCGGCUCGGGAAAAUGCGCAACUUUACAUACGCCGUGCCAAACGCAAUGCAAAGCAAUACUCACGUUCAAGAGAUGAGCGAUGUGCGUUUCUAUGUGGCAACGCUGGAAUCUACGCCGUUUCGGCUGCCAUAUCUGAUCUCAUGCAAAAAGCCGACACUUUGCAACAAGAUUUGAAUAAUUUCGAACAAGGAUUCGAGGCAUGCAAACCGGUUAACUUCAGUAGAUAUGGCAGUGAUGAGUUGCUCGUCGGACGUGGCGGAUACCUCAGCGGAAUGUAUUGGUUGAACAAAACACUACGACCAAAGCCAUUCUCUGGUGAGGCAAUCAUUGAACUGUGUGAGUCAAUUGUGCAAAGCGGACGACAGUAUUCCAAAGCGAAGCGAUGUUCUUUCCCACUGAUGUAUCAAUACCAUUCAACGGAAUACUUGGGCGCUGCACAUGGUCUAAGUGGGAUCAUGCAUAUGCUUUUGGAAUCACCUUGGUUCAGCACAGAUCCAAAUUACGCAAUCCCAAUUCCAAAAGACUACGAAGCAGAUGUUAGAAAUACCAUCGAUGCAUUUUUGGCACUGCAAGACAGAGAGGGAAAUUUCCCUUGUGACAUGGAAAAUGCUACAUACGGCAACGGCGUCAAUAAUCUUGUGCAUUGGUGCCAUGGAGCACCAGGAGCUAUUUAUCUUCUCAUAAAAGCGUACAUAGUAUUCAAGGAAGAGAAAUAUUUGGUGGCAUGUCAGCGAGCUGCCGAUUUGGUUUGGCAUAAGGGUUUGCUAUUCAAAGGCCCUGGUACAUGUCAUGGUGUAGCUGGAAAUGGUUAUGUCUCUCUAGUCAUGUAUCGACUUACCAAAAAUCCAAAAUAUCUCUAUCGAGCCGUUCAGUUUGCAAACUUUCUGAUGCGACCAGAAUUUCUUCAAUACGCCAGAAGGCCGGAUUGCCCAUGGAGUUUGUACGAAGGAUUAGCCGGAACAGUUUGCUAUCUUAUCGAUCUUCUUCACACCGAAACAGCCGCUUUCCCUUUUAUGGAUGUGUUCUAAGUUUGAUUUGGGAAUUCUAAUUCAAUUAUCACUCAAUACUAUUUUGAUACUCAUUUAUCUGAUAAUAACUCAUAGAAUAAAGUCGAAUAUUUUUCUCAAAGAAUCAAUAAAAACUACCAUGAAACAAAUAAAGUCAAUAGCUUCUAUUAAUGACUCAAUGUUAUUUUUCACUUUUUCAGCUUUACAAGAAAGAGACGGUAACUUUCCCGUAGCGUUAGGCAGUGAAAAGAAGCGAAACACUGAAAAGCGAUUGGUUCACUGGUGUCAUGGUGCAACUGGCGCUAUCUACUUUUUCCUGCGAGCAUAUCAAAUUUUCAACGAUCAAAAGUAUUUGGAUGCAUGCCAGAAGGCGGCAGAUUUGAUCUGGGAAAAAGGAUUGCUGAGAAAAGGGCCUGGAAUUUGUCAUGGCAUUACUGGAAAUGGCUAUGCAUUCUUGAUGCUUUUCAAAGUAACUCAUGAUGUACGUUACCUGUACCGUGCCAUUAAAUUUGCUGAGUUUUUAAGCCAAUCUCGAUUCAUUCGCGAAGCAAACGUUCCAGAUCGACCAUAUAGCCUAUACGAAGGCACAGCUGGUGCAGUUUGUUUCCUCGUUGACUUAAUUCAUAUUGAUCAAGCCAGUUUUCCAUUUAUGAACAUUUGAAUGAAAUAAAAUAUGAUUUUCGAUUAUGGUGAAUGAUUUAGAAAGUUAA